This is a messenger RNA of Poecilia reticulata (guppy), 1725 nucleotides long. NCBI's taxonomy places the organism in Eukaryota, Metazoa, Chordata, Actinopteri, Cyprinodontiformes, Poeciliidae. The record is from RefSeq and is a predicted model, not a curated record.
GGAACUCUCCCCUAAUGAAGUCAUUACAACAUCGCUGCUCUAUUAACCCUUUAAAAAAGUUUUUACCAGCAUUGCACUGAGUAUAUAUAAUGAGCUCCACCAGGUGUUUUCUAAUUGUGGCUGGAGGAGCUGAGUGAGGGAGUUACAGGGGUAGAGUGCUCUGUGAGGUGUCGUCUUUUGAAGAGGGAAUAACAUUUUAGGAUGAUGUGAAGCUCAAAAAGGUCAAUUUUAUUAAGUAUUGUCUCUUUUACAGCAAACUUCUUUAGCAAUGGCUAAGUGAGCACAAAAAACACAACACCUCACUAUACUAUACACAGUACACAUAGUUCCAUUAAAAGAAACAAAAAAACCCAACACAACAGGCCCAUAGGGGACCCAUGGACGGUGCAUUAUUGCCUCAGAUGUGAUGUCCGUAUUUUUUAUUGGCUUCCAGCCAAACUCCAACAGAUGAGCAACAGGACGACUCUGACCUGAGGAGGUGACAUGUAUUAUUUACUCAUUGGCAGAGUAACACGAUCCCUGUGUCAUCAACCAGUAGCAGGCAGUGAGUUUCCAGCAGGUGAUGUGCUCCGAGGGGACUGCUGGCCACAUGUUACAGGAAAGGCAGAGUGCUGUAAAGAAAACAGAACAAGAAGCAGACUGAUGUGAGUCUGACAUAAAGCUGCUGCAUGCAGGAGUCUGAUCGGAUCAGGUGUGACUCACAGAAGAAACCCAAACCAUCUGGGUCCAAGGAUAAACCUCUUUCUUUGGACAUAACUGGAGACAAGUGAACAAUGAAUUGGGGAUUUUUGGAGAAGAUUCUGAGUGGAGUGAACAAGUACUCCACUUCGAUUGGCCGGAUUUGGCUCUCUGUGGUCUUCCUGUUCAGGAUUUUGGUAUAUGUGGCCGCGGCUGAGCAGGUCUGGAAGGACGAGCAAAAUGACUUUGUGUGCAACACACUGCAGCCUGGCUGCAAGAAUGCCUGCUUCGACCACUUCUUCCCCAUAUCUCAGAUCCGUCUUUGGGCUCUACAGCUCAUCAUGGUGUCCACACCAUCCCUAAUGGUGGCCCUUCAUGUGGGCUACAGGGAGCACCGGGAGGCCAAACACAAGAGAAAGUUCUACAAGGACAAAGGGAGCAUUGAUGGUGGUCUUUUCUGCACCUAUGUCAUCAGCUUGAUCUUUAAGACGGGCUUUGAAGUAGGGUUUUUGCUGGCUUUUUACUACUUGUACAAUGGUUUUGGGGUCCCCAUCCUGAUGCGGUGCACACAGGAACCUUGCCCCAACACUGUGGACUGCUACAUAGCCCGAGCCAUGGAGAAGAAGAUCUUCCUCUACAUCAUGGGCUGCACCUCCAUCUUGUGUAUAGCUCUCAACUUCUCAGAGCUCCUUUACAUUAUUUGGAAGCAGCUGUGGAGACACUUCAGCAGGCGGUAUGUUCCUGUGGAACAGCAGAUUUUGAAAAACAGCCAGCUUCAUGUUUCAGCUGACAAAAGAUUUACGUCGUCUGAGCAGCUUGAAAACACAAAGGUCUGCACACCAGAACCCGCAGCUGAUGCAAUUGAAAAACCCGACAGUCCAGUUCUGCAGAGCUGAGAGCAACUGGCCCCCUGUUCACAAAGACAAAUGCAGUAUCUUUUCGGCCUAAAAUAUAAUUGACAAUAUACUUUUUUUUUAAACAUGUCAUUGAAAAAAUAUAUAUCUUCAGAGAAUCAUUGAAACUUAUUAAAGUACCUGUUGAAUUGUG